Molecule: messenger RNA, 6468 nt
Organism: Chrysemys picta bellii (western painted turtle)
Lineage: Eukaryota; Metazoa; Chordata; Testudines; Emydidae
Source: RefSeq, a predicted model, not a curated record
CGGUGGGGCGGGGACGAGGGGCGGGCUCCUGUGGCGGUGGGCGGGGCAGAUGGAACUCUGCCUGCCGGGGGCGGGCGUCUCUACACCGAGGCCCCGCCCACGCCGCGGGGACAUUCAGAACGAGGCCCCCGAGAGGUGGGUACGUUUGCUGCUGGUGCCGGGUUUCCCCGAGGCGUUGGGGGACCGGUUCGGGGGACACAGACAUGGCGGCCUCCUCGCUGCUGGGCUGCGGCCGGGCCAUGACGCGCAAGACUCUACAGCUAGAAGCAUGGGGACUCCGAAGCUUCUCUCCAUUUGUUUCUCUCUGCACCAAAUCAGAGGGCUCUAAAAAAGGGCAAGAAAAGAGUGUGUGUCUGCUAUCUUGUGCACCAAUGAGCCUGGAAUUCAAUCUGCUGGAAUAAGACAAUGGCCUCUACGUCCAGUUGAAAUAAAGGGAAUAUGUGUUCUCACUUGUGAUGAUUUGACAUUAUAAACCCUUCAUUAACCAUGAUGGCAACACAGACAUUAAGUAUAGACAACUAUCAAGAUGGACAACAAGCGACUCCAUCCUCAACAUACAGGAUUCUGAAGACUACUCACCUUCAAGAUGCAAGUAGUAACCGAGUUAAAAACUGAACAAGACCCAAACUGCUCUGAAACUGAUGCAGAAGGAGUGAGUCCUGCCCCUGUAGAAUCUCAGACGCCAAUGGAUGCAGACAAGCAGGCCAUUUACAGGCACCCACUGUUUCCAUUGUUAGCACUAUUAUUUGAAAAAUGUGAACAAUCUACACAGGGCUCAGAAGGCACUACCUCUGCUAGUUUUGAUGUAGAUAUUGAAAAUUUUGUAAGGAAGCAGGAGAAGGAAGGAAAACCCUUUUUUUGUGAAGAUCCAGAAACUGAUAAUUUAAUGGUAAAGGCAAUCCAGGUUCUACGUAUUCAUCUGCUUGAGCUAGAAAAGGUUAAUGAACUCUGCAAGGAUUUCUGUAGUCGUUACAUUGCCUGUCUGAAAACUAAAAUGAACAGUGAAACUCUACUAAGUGGAGAACCUGGAAGUCCUUAUUCACCUGUACCAUCGCAGCAAAUUCAAAGUGCCAUUGCAGGCACACUGAGUCCCCAAGGGAUUAUGGUGCCUGCAUCAGCAUUGCAGCAGGGAAAUGUAACUAUGGCAACAGUAGCAGGGGGUACAGUGUAUCAGCCAGUCACUGUGGUCACUCCACAAGGUCAAGUAGUGACACAAGCACUGUCACCUGGGACAAUUAGGAUCCAGAAUUCACAGGAUAAUACUGCAAGAGAACUUCCACCACUACCGCUGCAGCUUCAGUUACAGUUAAACCAAGAUCUAAGUAUCUUGCAUCAAGAUGAUGGCUCGUCAAAAAAUAAGAGAGGGGUUCUUCCAAAGCACGCUACUAAUGUGAUGAGAUCUUGGCUCUUUCAGCACAUAGGGCAUCCAUAUCCAACAGAAGAUGAGAAAAAGCAAAUUGCAGCCCAGACAAAUCUGACACUACUGCAGGUUAACAAUUGGUUUAUCAAUGCUAGAAGACGAAUUCUUCAGCCAAUGCUGGAUUCUAGCUGUUCCGAAACUCCAAAAACAAAGAAAAAAACAGCUCAAAACAGACCAGUUCAGAGGUUCUGGCCUGAUUCCAUUGCAUCAGGAGUUGCUCAGCAGCAAUCUAAUGAACUUACAAUGUCAGAUGAGUGGAAGAGCCAGACUUGUUACAUGGGGCCUCCUGACUCUCCACGCUGUUCUCAUUCGUGCAGACCACCCUGCCUUACUGCCCAAGGAGCUGUUGUAACAAUUACAGCUCCCGUCAACAUGAAUGUAGACAGUCUCCAGUCUCUGUCAUCUGAUGGUGCUACUUUGGCUGUUCAGCAAGUUAUGAUGGCAGGACAAAGUGAGGAUGAAUCUGUGGAUAGUGGUGAAGACGAUGGAGCAGACCUCUCAACAACAAACAUCAGUGGGCUUGUUUUGGAUAACAGUGAUUCUCUGCAAUAGGAAGCAAGAGAAUGUGACAAAAUAUUUAGGAAAAUGAAUGGACUGACUGACUGUUUUUAUAGUUUGCACAGCAAACAUUUUACACAAGUUUUAUUUCUAAUAUGUUUUAUAUGUAGAUAUAGAAGGGUGCACUUUUUUGUAUUUCAUAGUAAGCUUAAAGAGUGUCUUUGCAGGUGCAGCAACUUUUUUCAAAUGUGUUUUUGAAUUUUGAAGAGAGGUUGAGUUUGUUUGUUUUUUUAAUUACAAAAAAUUGCAUCUAGUAAUGUAAUGAACCACAUAAAUACCCCUUUUGUUCUCUCAUUAGAUUGAAAGUGCUACAAUUUCUAAAGAAUUAUGCAGUUUCAAUUAGACCUGUUGUUAAAGACAGCUCUUGGUUGACUAACGAUGUAAAUUCAAAGCAUGUGGCACUUGAUCAUUAAGUUAGACACAUUUGAAAGAUGCUUCUGCACCUUAAAAACUGCCAGUCUGAGGUGGGCAACAACACACACCCACAAAGAAAAUGGAGAUGUGUGAUUCAGUAGCGAAUGUAUGACAGUUUAAAUAAGUUUAAUUUCUCUCAUAGUCAGUGAGCUUGUUUAUCAUUUGCUAUAAAAACUCCUAUUUUUACCUUGGCGGGGAUUAUUGGAUAAAAAAAAUAUUUUUAUAAAUUGAGUAGGAAUUGGAAUGACAACUGUAUUGAGCAUGAGAAAAAAAUUUCCAGAAGGGGAAAAUAAAUGUUUAGUAUUCCUAUUUGGAAGGUUCUGAAAAUUUGACCAAAUUUAAUAAACAUGCCUAAUGCGAGUGUUCCAUGGUUCUCUGCUAUCCCAUAGUGGUAUAGUAUAUUUGAUAAUAGCAUAAGAAGGGCCCACAGUUUGAUGGGAUUUUGAUAUUGUCAAACUUUGAUUUAUAUAUGUGUAAACUAAUGCUCAAAUUACAUUUAACUCUGUAUCUAAACUUGUAUCUGAAGAUAUUUGCUAAAUAGGUAUUCAGGUAAGUAAGUACAAUUAUCCACAAAAUUUCUAGUAAUCAACAGAGAAACUUAAUAGUUCAUGUUUUUUCAGUCUGAUUUUUAAAAAUGAAAAACUGACUGGCUAGUUUUUCCACCUCAGUUAUAUUAUUGAAUUUGAAAUUUGUUUCCACAUACAAAAAAUAUAAUUUAUGGAUUAUAUAAAUAAUCUUUUCAAAUACAAACAUCACUACCAGAAUUUACAACAGGCUUGUAAAAAAUCCUUGUGUGUCUUUUAACAAACUCAGAACUAGUGAUGAAAAUAGAUUUAUCUGUGAUAAUGGUUAAUUUCAGUUUAUCCGCAGAUCUUGAGUUGUGUAUUGUUAUUUCUGAACACCUGUUAUUGACCCUUCAUGCUGAAAAAGUUGGUCUUUCCCCAUUGUUAAGUGCAAAGAACAGUAGACUCAAGAAAUCUUGUAGCAGGACAGUGUGAAAAGGAGGGUGCUACCUUCAAAUCUUAAGCACUGAUUGAGCAAAGCACUUAGUUAUGUGCUUAACUAUAAGCACCUACUUAAAGCCAUUCCUGUUCCACAAAAUAUCCAAGCAUGUUAACUUCACUGGGGUUGAACCAUAUACUUGAAAUUAAACACAUGCUUAGGUGCUUUGUUGAAUUGGGGCUUUAAAGUCUGCCUUACUGAGCAAUUUAUAGGCAGCAUGAACAGAGACCUUGACAGGAGAUGCUAAAAAAUUGUUACAUGUACAUAGAAGGCAAAUUUAUUUUUCAGAGGUUACCAUUAAAAAAAUCCUUGUUUUACUGGCAUUGGGCUACAUUCACCACUAGCAUAAGCAGCUGACUUCGCCACUAUAGCACCUAAUUAUGCCUGUGAUGAAUUGGGCCUGUUGACUCAACUGCAGUAAUGAGGUAUUAUUAUGGUUAGAAUUAUUAAAGUAAAGUUUUUAAAGUAUUUGUUUUAAUCUAUCUUCUCUGUUUUUGCCUCUAAUACCCUUUCCAUAUGUACUGAGCAAUUUAAAGAAAAUACUAAGAGUGUAUAAUGAAAGAUUUAAUUAUGAAAACUGGUAUAAUGUAAUUGAUUUAAGGCAUACUGACAAGUCCAAUUUGACCCCAAAAUUAAAAGGCACAGUCAACUUUAAAAAUCAAACUCCUGUAUGAAAACAUUUGCCUACUAUUGUUACAAGCAACACCCAAGAUGAAUAUAACUGACUGAGAUUGGAAGCAAAAAUACUUUUCUCUAUCUUUUCAAUUUGUUUACUGUUUGCUUCUGCCAGCACUUUUUCAGUGUUUCCAUGGUAGAGCCAUUUUUUCCUAUUGUACUGUGUAUGUUUUUCAUACAACAGAAGGUGAGAGGAAAAAUAUUUUUAGGGCUAGAUUCAGCCAGCUUUGUUCAUGUUUAGUAGCAGUUGAAGCCACAGAGCUGCAAAUACUUACAUACGUGAGUAGAAUAAUGUAUUGCUCAAUACGAGCAAAGCUGGCGGAAUUGAGUCCUCAAAAAAUAGGAAAAUGUGUUUUUUUUUUUUAAAUACAUAUAUAUUGGCAGGGGGACUUAGGUGGGUGUAGUACCUGAAACUUUUAACUCAGUUGAAAAUAAGUAGAUUUCAAGUUGACAAUGUCCCUUUUGAUUUUAUGAAAGCAAGCUUGUACAAAUCAUUACACCAAUUAAAAGUGUUUCCUUGGAUUUUUUCCUUCGUUCUAGUGGAAAUAUAUAUAUUUUUAUUCAAUAGAAUAAGUAAGCGUUCUUGCUGGUGUUUUCAGCGUUUAUCCAGUGCAUAAGUACCUGGAAUGUGAAAUUGACUGGAAAGUUACUAAUGACAAAAGAAAAUGGAGUAAUCCAUUUUUAAUGUUAAUCUCAAGAAAACUGCAAAAAGUAAACAGUAUAGUGAAAAGUAAACUAUAUUUGUAAAAUUACUUCAGUUUUAAUAAUCAAAGGUACUAUUUAACAAACUGUGGGGCCCAAUUUUUUUCAAGGACUGACAUCUAAUAACUAAAACUGCAACAUUUAAAAAAAAAUCAUGGAAAUUGUGCAAAAUUAAAACAGAUGCACUUGAUUGUAAUUAAGUGAAUUUAAGUUACUAAUGAUUCAAUUUUUGGUACCAAACCUGCUUGGGAGCAAUUAAUGAAUAAUUAUUCAGUCUAUGCAAGAUGAAAUUACCUCUCCAGCCAUAACUGUGUGAUUUAUAGGUACGCUAUUGUAGUAUUUUUGGUCUUCUUUUAUUUUUGAUAAUCAUUCAGACAAAACAUUCACUAAAAAUUCAGCUGGGUUUAAAGUUGACUAGGCAAAAUAUAAUUUGGAAAGCAUGUUGGAAAUAUAAGUAACCUUCAUUCCCUCAUGAAAAUCUAAGAUGUUAACACUAGUGAAACAUUUCUAUUUCUAAACAAUUUCCCCCUCUGCCAUAGUAAAUAGAAUGCAUUCAGAUAGUAAUCAUCUCCCCCGAAAAGUAAAGCUAGCCAAGAAAAAUCAAUGAGAAUGCAAGUUUAGGUUUUACUUUGUUCAUUUAAAUACUACAGUUAAACACUUAUUACUUCUGAAUUGUUAAAUGUAUUGCUGAAGAGUACUCCUGGAAACAUUUAGGACUUGACUGAACUUUGUUGUUGUUUCAUUGUAGAUUGAAUAGCUAGGUUGGCUUUGCCAAACCCAAAUCUGAUUUUUCUAGGCUUACUAAACUCUUUCAAAUAUUUUAUUUUUCACAUUAUAAAAUAAUUUUACUUAAUCAUUCAACAUGGAGUAGAAUGAAAGAUGGCGCAAGUAUGCUGUGAAAAGAUCAUGCUAACCAUGUCAUUUGGUUACCUGUGCAACGUGGUAAUAUAAGGUUUGUUCUGCUCUGUAGUUCUGUAGGAUCUACUGAAUAAUCACUCUUUUUUUUUGACUGUGUGAGAGAGCACGCCUUUUUACAAACUUACUAACCUUGUGGUCUACUGUCAAAAUAUUUACCUAAUGUUAUUAGAUGCCCAUGUUUUCAGAUAGUGACAGAAAUGACCCUCAAUCUUCCACUGUUUUAGCAACAUUUGUUCUAUAAAACUGACAAUCUUUAAAAUGUGAACACUGUACAUUUAGCUUUUCUUGGAUAGUUGUCUUUUAAGGGAUAUUGUGAAGCAAUUGAUCUAUCAAAGCAAAGAAAAAUUAAAAAUCAGAACAUGCUUCAUGGAUGAUGGAUUUUUACAUGAACAGUUUCUGUGAAUGGGAAAAGCAUGCCUUGUCUUUAAAGUUGAAACAUUCACAUUGCUUUAAUUAUAUUAGCAUUAUUUAGUUCAACAUCAGUCGUAUUUUCAGGAAUCUGUAACAUAGCUGGAAAAUAUCAUAUCAGACUAGUUACCCAAGAUUUUUUGUCUGGGACAGUUUUUUGGCCUGUUUUGUUUUGUUUACCCAAAUGCAGAAAAAAUGGUUUACUGGUUCUUAAUGUUUUUGGGUGGGAGAGGGGGACUGUGAUUUUGCAGCGCAAAAGCUGUUUUGAGGAAUGAAAGACUUAGCAGGUAGUUAGUCUAUGAUAUGUGUUCUUUGUUUUUGUUGCUCUGAAAUUGUUAAUUAAAAUGGUAUGGACAUUGAACUUCCAAAAA